AUGUUACAAGCACUCUCCAGCAACUCACGGUGUGGCUCUCUUUACAAUCACAUUUGUCAUUCCCUCCCCUCCCGUUACCAUCACAUAUUUCCCCUCCCUCUCGCUACAAUCACAUCAGGCCAGCGUGCCAUCCGAAAGGCCAUCUCAGCGCUUCUCGAUGCGUGCCAGCUGGCGUCGCCGCCCGUCCUUGCGUGCGUGCUCGCUGACGUGGCGGCGGUGGCAGCUUCACUGAACCUUCCUUUUCUCAAGUCUCAAGCCCUCCAAGACAUGGGAUCGCUGGAGAGUGCUUCGUCCUCUCUGCAAGCCCACACAGUUGCCACCAUCCCUUCAUCUGCUCCCACCAUUCCUUCCUCUGCCCGUCCUGCCACUCCACCUGCUCCGUUUGUCUCAUCUGCCAUCCCACCACUAUCACCAGCACAGCCACCACAACCACCACCACAAGACCUCCUGCCAGCGCACACCAAGCGAGCUGUCGUGCUGCGAGUGGCCCGAUUGGCCCACGAGCCCUGGCAGCCAAUCGCGGUGCGCCAGCUGGCGCUAAGGUGGCUGCUGGCGCUGGAAGUCGACGGGGUGGCAGCGGGGGGAGGGGAUGGUGGUCUUGCUGGAAAUCAGCCGCAGCUUCACAUGCAGCAGCAGCAGCAGCAGCACGCACUCUCACAGCAGCACUCACAUCCUUACACACAGCAGCACAGGAGGAGGCCCAUCCUGGCAGCACCCCAGCUAGCAUCAGCUCUCUCCAUCCGCCUCUUCGAUCCGCUCGCCCUCAAGGCUGCCAAGACCCUCGCCUUCGCCCGCAUCGCCGCCGCUGCGCUCUGCUCCUCCGCGCUCCCCGAAUCCGCACGCGCCGCCAUGUCAGCAUCUGCCAUGUCAGCAUCCGCCACGUCAGCGUUUUCCACGUCAGACGCGGCUGCGGCGAGUCAAUCAGGGGAUUCCGCUGCUGCUGACGCGUUCCUGUCCGCCAGCCGCCUGCAGCAGCAGCUGCUGCACGAGUCCAUGGCGGCCCUCUCUCUCUUCUACUAUCUCCCACCUUCCUCCCUCGACGCACUCCUUGCCCUCCGCACUCUCCGCUGCUUCCUCACUGCCACGCCCCUUCCCUUCCUCUCCUCCCCCCUCCUUUCCUCCCCCCACCUCCCUUCCUCUCCCCUCCUCUCCCUCCCUUCCUCCAUACCUCUCUCCCACUCCCACUCCGACGUCUCCCAAUCUCUUUCCUCCCUCCCACUACACACCCACCACCCCUUGACCAUCAACAUAGCAUCACCAGAGCACGAGACCAACAGACCAGGCCUUCCAGGCCUUUCCAGGCAGCACUCCCUUCUAGCACCUGGACUCUCCUUUCCCGCACCUCCCCCAUCUAUCCUCUCAUCCGUGCAAGCCUAUCUGCUUAGCACGCUAACAGCCAUGCCUGACCACAUCCCCAACCUCCUCUUCUUCCUCUCCUGCCUCUCUCAGUGCCCCCACCACCACCCCCUUUCGCGUGCCCUCCAUCGCACCCUUUUCUCCCAGCUCAUCCCCCUCCUCAGCCAACUCUCUCCCACCCUCCCUCCUGAUUCAUCUGCAGACAAAGGCAUUCAACAUCCUUCUCUUUCUGCCACUGCUGACGCUGCUUGCACUGCUGACCGCGAUCCGUAUAGCCUUUCCCCUCUUUCAUCUUCUCUUUCUCUCCCUCCUUCUCCUCUUCUUCCUCCUCCUCCGCCUCCGAUUCCUCCCCUCCCUGCUCCGUUCACCUCCACCGCACGAUCUGCCAGGUCAGCGGGAUAUCUGACGGCCCAGCCGCUCCUGGUGCCUCUCUCCCUCUGCUCCGUGCCGCGCUACCUCCCCCUCCUCCACUCGCUCUCGGCCAAUCUCGACGUGCCACCUGGCCCAAUCGUGGAUCUCCUGUUGGCGUUUCUGCAGAACGAGAGGGAGAGGCGGUACAGAGGGACAGGGGGAGGAGGGAAGGGGGAAGGGAGGAGGGGAGGGAAAGGGGGAAGAGGAGAGGCAGGAGAGAGGGAGGAGGAAAGGAGGAGGGAGGGUGGUGGGAUGGCAAGAUGGCCUGGUGUGGGUAUGAGUGGCGGUGCUGCUGCUGCGGCAGAUGGGGAGGGGGCAUCAUGGGAGGACACGGCGCAAGUGCUCUCCAUAUGCCGCACCAUUCUCACAAGCCACGCCCUAUCAGUGGCGUUUGACCCUUUGACGCGCCUCUUCUCGUUUGUCACUCUCCAUCAUCCGGAUAUCACACUCAGGGACAGAGCCAGACGUCUUAUGACGCGCCUCCUCUCGGUUGUCACUCUCCAUCACCAUCCGGAUAUCACACUCAGGGACAGAGCCAGGAUCUUCCUGCGCCUCAUCCCAUCAGCAUCUGGUCACAUCAUCUGUCAUCUCCCCAUCACAGUUUUUGUUUUGAGGCGCCUCAAAACUAGACUACCUGCGCCUCAUCGCAUCAGCACCAGGUUUUUCCUCCGCCUCAUCACAUCAGCGCCAGGUCACAUCAUCCGUCAUCUCCUCCUCUCCUCCUCCUCCUCGUCAUCCCUCCCCCCUGCCCCUGGCCGUACCCCCAUCACGGCACCUGCUCCUGCUGCUGCUGCUGCUGCACUGUUUCCACCUCCCCUCUUUUACACUCCCGCAGGGGAUUUCUCUGAUGCUUCGGGUGGUGCUCUCUUUGCUCUCGCCUCUUCCGCUGCUGCGGCUACCACCAGAACUGAUGUCACUGCGUCGGAAGCAGUAGCAGCAGGAGGAGGAGUGGGGGGAGGAGGAGCAGCAACGGGAGCAGGAGCAGCAGCUGCAGCAGCAGCAGCGGCGGCGGCGAGAGCAGCAGCAAAUCGACUUUUAGCGGACACAGCAGAAGGACCGCCGUCCCAGCCCCAGUCCGUGAACAUGGCAGAUGCAGCAGCGUUUGCAGAGAUCGCUGCAGUCAUCAGUUCACCCUCCUCCUCCCUCUCCUCCUCGGCUCUUAAAGCGCACCUGCAGCAGCAGCAGCAGCAGCAGGAGGCUGAGUGGUAUCGGUCGCAGAGUCAGCAGACUCUUGCCUUGCUGGACACACACACUGCUGAGCUGGCAGCCAUUCUGGACGAGUAUUUUGCCACUCUGGCACGACGACAGCCUGGCGACACAGGGUCAGCGACCAUCAUUCGUGCGGUUACCAGUACCAGCAGCAGUAAGAGUGGUUUAGGUGAGAACAGUGACCAUAACAAGGAUGACAUUAUAGGGUAUGAGGAGGCUGAGGGGUUCUGGGUACGGGUGCCCUGUGUGCUGAAGCUGCUGCCAACGGCUAGAGAGGAGCUUGCCUUCGAUAUAAGCACACUGGGGCAGACUAGGGUUGCUGGUACGGAAGGUGGUGGGGGUGGUGGCAUGGGUGGUGGCAUGGGUGGUGGUUCUGCUUCUGCUCCUGCUGCUGCUGCCACGUCAGCCAUUGAUAUGAUCAUGGGAGCUGUGGUGGGGGUAUUUGCUGUGGAGCUGAGUUUCCGAACCUCGGUGUUUACCGGACCUAUUGAGCCGUGCCUGAUUCCGUGCCUGAUGAUGGCUCGGGAUGAGGGGGUGACGGGGGAGGAUGGAGAAGAGGAGGCAUGGGAAGAUGAGGAGGAGUGGGAUGAAGAGGAGUAUUGUGAGGAAGGAGUGCUGGGAAAUGAGGAAAAGGAUGAGGAUGAGGGGGAAGAGAGUGUGGAGGGAGGUGGCAGUACGAAGGACAGCAUGAGCAUUAUUGUUUUCAAACAAGACGACAAGACGGCGUCUGCAGAUGAGCCAGAGACAGCAGAACAGGAGGAGAAAGAGAAGGAAGAGGAGGAGAGAUCCUUUAACGCGGAUUUCACUAGGAGCAACCCCUCCUCUUCCUCCCACAAUCUGCUAGCAGUCACAGAUCAGACACCGUUUGACAUUGAGUUCUCGCCCCAUUGGCCGGCGCCGAUACUCGUGGCGGUAACCGUAACGUUCACGAGUCAGGACGGCCGCACGCUCACAGGCGAGCUCGCGAGCAUUCCGGUCGGCAUAGAGGAUUUCUUCAUGCCUGCUCCCUGGCCGUUCGCUAGGGGUGGUGAAAUGCAGGAGGUUGCUGGUGAAGGGGGGUUGGAUGGAGCAAGGGAAGGGAUGAGGGGUAGAGGUUUAGUGGGUGAAAGUGGUUCAGGGAACGAGGAAUUGGGGGCGUUUGAUAAGAAGGGAUUGCCUGCAGCCCGGCCUGAGUCAGUCCGCACUGUAGCUGUAACACCAGAAAUGGUGAUUGGGGCGGUGGAGCAGCAUUUGGGCCGUACAGCUGCUGUCAUUUAUUUCGCCUGA
This is a messenger RNA of Closterium sp. NIES-65, 4242 nucleotides long. The record is from the annotation of a GenBank genome assembly. NCBI's taxonomy places the organism in Eukaryota, Viridiplantae, Streptophyta, Zygnematophyceae, Desmidiales, Closteriaceae.